Molecule: messenger RNA, 1690 nt
Organism: Helobdella robusta
Lineage: Eukaryota; Metazoa; Annelida; Clitellata; Rhynchobdellida; Glossiphoniidae
Exons: 8
Coding region: 273-1100 (275 amino acids)
Source: RefSeq, a predicted model, not a curated record
UGCAACUGACUUUAAUUAACGUAAAUUAUUUAUACUUAACAUUUUUAAAUAAUAAAAUUAACUGACGGAUUGAUCCAUAUAUUAUGGAAAAUUUUAGUUUUUAGUAAUAUUUCUGAAAAACACAAUGAUAUUUAUGCAUGUAAAUAAAUAAAUACGAUGUACUAACAUUAUUAACUAAUAUUUCGUUCAUGUUUAUUUCAAAAGUUCUUGUUAACAAUUGAAGACUAGCAAAUUCAAGAAUAUCACUACCACAGAAACUCAAGCAGAAAGAUAUGCCUGCCAACGUGAAGCUAGGAGUUCUCGUGUACAUUUUUUGUGUGUUAGCGUUCUGCAGCGCAUCAAACAAUGAAACAACAAACAGCUCAGUUGAACUCGCUCAUUCCACUCCGACCAUACAAACCACCGUUCCAAUUCCAAUUCCAAAGAAUGCACUCUGUGAAAACGCAACCGGAUCAAUUCAUAAAUGUUUCGAUGACUUUGCGACAUAUUACAAACUCAAUGUUUCUUACGUUGACAGUUCCAUGGUGAAUCACCUUAUUUCAAGUUAUUGCAACGAGAGCGUGGCAUACGACUGCCUCUACGAAGAAACGCUGAACAAGUCUGCCUGUUCAACAGUGGCCAACUUAGCACAGGCCAACAAGACGUUCAACUACGCAUUCAGAUGUUCAUCAGAUGGACUUAAAAUUAUGCAAGUUUCAACUCGCAACUGCUCAGCCAAUGUUUUGGAGCACUAUACGUACACGAAUGUCCUCCUUUGUGGAUUAACAAGUUCAUUAACUUGUAAGAAUCGAACUGCAGGUGGAAUGCUUGCCUCUUUUGAAGUUUUAAAGCCGCUUAAUGAUAAAUGCUUCCCAACAACUACCCCCAAAGACAUCCCACUCCUACCAAAUCCAGUUUCUCCAGAGGGCAUCACGGCCAUCGUAGUCAUCGUAUGCCUAACAAUAAUUGUUAUACUAGCUGGAUUUUUCUUCUGGCCGAAAUGUCACAACCCGAAAGCAGGAUGGUUCCCAAAGAAGAAAUCCAAAUAUUCACCUGACGUAAAAACAGUUGCAUAUCCCAAUAUCGCCGUAGGAACUGCACCUGGAAACUCCAAGGCAUAAAAAUUUAAAAGAUAUACCUAUUUAUUUUAUAACACCAACAUUAAAAUUAAUAUUUAUGUUUGUAACAAUGAGAUGCUAAUUUGCAUGAAAUUUCAACUAUUUAUUUGAUUUAAAUCAACUCAAUUGAAGGGAUAUUAUUAUUAUUAUUAUUAUUUGUUCUUUUUUAACGGCAUGGCACGGCAUGAUGGUGCCGGCUAUGGUGUGCCCAACUGGAAGGCCUAUUGGUAGAGUGCUCAAUAAUGGUAUUUGACAAUAUAUUUUAUUGAUUUAAAACACAUUUACUGUUUUAAAACUAAUAGUUAUUUUAAAUUUGAAAGCACUUAAGUGAAAUAACGCUUGGAAAAUAUUUUUUGUAAAUACAUGUUCCCAUUACUGCCAUAUUUCUUCAAUGUUAAUUAAUGAACGAAUAUUAAAUUGUAUACAAACUUUAGCAAAAAGUAAUAAAUAAUAGAACAGAUACAAAAAUAAAAAAAAAUUUUAAUACGACUGAUGAUGCACAGAAUUCUUCGCUUUGCUAUUUUUUUGUAAAAUUUUAAAUAAGGCCAACGUUACACAAAUAAAUCCUUAAACAUCAUGUGCAAAUUUUAAAA